Messenger RNA from Symbiodinium necroappetens, 3451 nucleotides. The record is from the annotation of a GenBank genome assembly. Lineage: Eukaryota; Dinophyceae; Suessiales; Symbiodiniaceae.
GCUUGGGCUGCUCGACCGCCAAACCGCCGUCUUUGUGCUUCCGGGUGCCGAAGAAGGUGACCUGCUGAGCAGCCAAUGGGAGAAGAGGUGGGGCGACCCUGGCUUAGACCACAAGUUCCCCGAGGACUGGCUCAAGGUCGGGGCCGGAUCAGGUGGACUGCCGUGGUUGCUGAAUGAGUACAAGGAGCACCUCCAGGCUUCUCCCUCGAGCAUUCGCUUGCCCUUCACCUUGCAGUACGAACCUGCUGCUGACAUGGCAUCGGAGGAAUUGAGCUUGGAGUGCCCGCGUCAACUCUUCUCCCUGGAGUUGACGUUCUCCUCCAGCGAGCAUUUCGUCCCAAUCGAGCCAAUUCGUAUUCCGUUUAUUGCUGCUGACGGUGGUCUGGUGGUGGAUGGCGACGACGGAGAUGGUUUUCCAUGCUUGAAUAAGCUGCUCCUGCAGCUUCGGCCCCUCAGCCCAGUACCAACGUCCUUUGGGGUGAACAUCGCCUUCAACGACAGCUUAAGCCAGAUGUACUUAGGACAGCUCGAAGCCUUCGAGGUUGCCUUCCAGGCAUUGUUCGGGGGCUGCACGGCUCCGCACGGCAAUGUACAACGUGAGCUCAAACAGGGAAGCAAGAAGGAGACCCGUCAACCCGUCAACCAGUCGCAGCCGUCAUUAGUCGAAGGCAUGGCGCAAGCCGACAGCGGGCCGCUGACCAUGGCGGGAAGGGAGCUGAUGCGGAAUCGCAUCAUCGCCCAGAGCGAGGCCACCGACUUGGCGGUGGGAAAGCCUGGGGAAGAUCCCCCGGUCUGGCUGGAGAGCAGCGACUGGCGCUUGAAGCUGGGCGCUGCGUCGGCUCUGAGCCAGAAGGGUGCGCCCCAGUUGGCCGGCGCGCCGGAGAUCCGAGCUGCGCUGGAGUCCUCCGAGGAGGCUCGGCAGCUCAUCCGAAGGACGCUUUCCGCCGCCUCCGAAGAGACCGGGCCCAGAGCUGUACAGUUGCUGCAAAGCGAGGACUCGAGACUUCGGAGGGGGGCCCUUGAAGCGCUGCGGUUACAGGACGCGCCUGCUUCAGAACUGACGCCACGCAUCGCGGAGCUCUGCGUCUGCGAUUGUUGUGCUGAAGUGAGAGAUGUGGCAGCCAGUGCUCUGAGACGGCAAGCUACGGAAGACGUGGUUGAAGCACUGGCUGCCUCACUGAAUGCCACAGGAAACGAAUCUUCGGCUUCUCGAGUUGCUGAAGACCUUCUGGUUGAGCUCCUGGGAAGUGCACAGGACUCCCUCUCAAAGGUUCCAGGCUCCGCCUACUUUGCCGAGCUUGCGCGAAAGGACCAGGAGCAAGCGAAAGCAGCGGCUGCAGAGCAGCAGGAGCAGGAGGAGAAGUUGCGAGAGCUUCAGGAUCAGCAGAAUGAGCUUCAGAAGCUUCAGCUGCAAUGGCUGGAUUUGCUCCCAGCCAAGCAAGUCACGGAGAUCGAGCAGUCUCGAGAGGUCUUCACGGAGUCCAAGGCCCCGAGGCUCCAGGAGGCCCAGGCCCGGAAAAGGCGGGCUCGGCGUGGAAUGCGGGACUCGGCUGCACAGGGCUCUGAGAUGCGAACUUCAGAGGCCAGAGAGCGGUCCAAGGAAGACUUCUGGGUGGAGCAAUCUGCAGGCCUCUUGAGGGAGGCCGAGGAAUUCCGGUCCCUUGCACCAGAGGAGCUUCUGGAAGGGUCUCCGAAGCUCUUGGAGUGGAUGGCAGCGAGAAGCACGGAUGGAGUCUCCUCGCACUUGCGCCGAGUGGCCACCGAGCUCUUGGGGAACCUAGGCUCCCUGGCAGGGCCAGAGCAUCACGACGCAUUACGUCAGCUCAUGACCUCGGAGGAUGCGCAGCUCCGAAGACUGGCUGUCCAGGCUCUUGGAAAGCUGCGAUCUUCCGACUCUGCGGCUGAGGUGGCGAAGCUGCUUGCGGAUUCGGACUCCAAUGUGCGGCGGGCAGCAGGUGUUGCACUUGCACAGAUGGGGGCUCCAGCUGCCGCAUACAUUGCAAAGCAGCUUCUGAGCUCGGAUGCAGAAGCCCGGAAAGGCGCAGAGCGCAGCCUUUUGGCUCUUAAGGUCAGCGAGGGGCAGAGGUACCAAGAGGGCGUGCUGCGACUUCAUGCUUUGCUCCCACACCUAGAGCCGCUUCUGGACUCCGAGCUGUCGGAAACCCGAUUUGCUGCAGCUUCCGUGAUUCACCGCCUCAGAAAGCACGCGGAGCCGGUUCAGACACAGAGCCCGGCGUCUGCUCCAGAAGCCGUCCUUGCCUUGCUCAGCGUGUUGGAGGAUCCUUCCGAGGAAACUCGCGUCGCAGCGAUGCGACAACUGAGAGAUGCGUCGCCGCUUGAGCUUUUGCCCCACUCUGCCACACUGCUGGCUCGAUCCUUGGCAGACUCUUCCGAGAUGGUGAGGAAACUGGCAGUGGAGGUCGUGGGUGCCUUGCGUGGGCCGUCUGCUGCGGCUGCCAGUGACAUCAUCAUGGGUCUCUUGAAGCACAAGCUCCAGACCGUGCGUCGUGCGGCAGUGGCUUCCAUGGAGCGCCUGGGGAUGGAGCCACCUGCGCGACACCUGGCACUGCUUGCAGACGAGGACCCCACCCUGCGCUGCAACGCAUCCGAGGCGCUGUCAAAGCCCGAGGUGUUGUCUUCACUGGAUGACAGAGACUUGGCAUCUUUGAUGUCCCUGAGCAUUGAUCCGCACUGGGCGGUUCGGCUGGCGGUCGCCAAGUGCUUAUGUGCCUUGAGCCCGGAGUCCCUGCGGAAGCAUUACAAUCAUGCUGUGAUCCUCGCUUCAGGUGAAAGCGCUCUAAGGGCGCCGUUCACUCGUUUGGCCGGCAUGCCUAAUCUGUCUCAAAAUCGGGACGGGUCUAGGAUCUCUUUCUUCCAGUCCGCCUUCCUCUCGUGUUUUGGCCGGGUCCUCGGGUUUGCAAGGGGCAAGACUCGAGAGGACCGGCGCUAUGGCCUCUUGGCAGGGCCCGUCGGCGAUGCAUUGAUUCAUGCCAGCCCGUCAUGGCAAGCUGAGGUCCUGGACUUGGAAAGGGGCACCGUGAAGGAGCUGAUCCAGACACAGCUUGGACCCUUCGUCGUCCCGGCAGAGGUUCAUGUUGAAGAUGAAGAUUUCGAUUUCGAACAAGAGGAGUACUUCGACAGAUGGAACAGCUUGCCCGAAGGUGAAAUGGAUCUGCCAGAGCAGGAGCAAGAUGUGACCGUCAAUGUGGACACUACCUUUGCUAUCCUGUUUGUCCCUCCAUGCUAUCAUUUGCUGAUGAGGUUUGCAAUAUCGUCGAACUCAACAAUUGUGCGAAUAUUGACAGAUCGCUUCCAGCUGCUCUCCUACAUGGACGCCUUCUUCUUGUCUUGGAGUCGAGAUGCUGCAAUGCUCGCCGACCUAAGCCAAGAUGUUGACGUGCGGCCAAAAGAUGUAACGCGCGUCGGCUGUUCACCCUGCGGAACAGUUUGA